Messenger RNA from Dunckerocampus dactyliophorus (ringed pipefish), 4309 nucleotides. RefSeq names its product progesterone receptor (gene pgr). NCBI's taxonomy places the organism in Eukaryota, Metazoa, Chordata, Actinopteri, Syngnathiformes, Syngnathidae. The transcript is spliced from 8 exons. The coding region runs from base 270 to 2165 and encodes 631 amino acids. Gene Ontology annotation, biological process: regulation of DNA-templated transcription. Gene Ontology annotation, molecular function: DNA-binding transcription factor activity; sequence-specific DNA binding; zinc ion binding. The record is from RefSeq and is a predicted model, not a curated record.
CCAAAAAGUAACUUAGUUCAUCCGUCUGUGCUCCGAAGCACGAAUACGACGUCUUUGAACAGCAACUUCAAGAGGGAACACUUUUGUGAAGGAUAACGAAAAUGCAAAAACAUUAGCAAUGAAGCCAACAAUCAAGAGGAGGAAAUCGACUUUGAGGUGAUAUUUGUUUACUUGUCCGGUGAGCGGGGGGCGUAGCACAGGACGCUCCUGAUCCUCAGCUCCUCCAUCUACGUCUCUAUCUCCAUCGCUGCGUCUUUUACGCACAGAAAAUGGAGCCCAAAGUCCACAGUAGGAUGGGCUCCGUGAGCGACUCCACUGACAUAAUCGAGGGGGGCUAUACGGACAUGAAACCCCCAAGCGAGCCGCAGUCCUCCUACGGAGACGCAGCAGCAGCGAGCCGCCAAAGCGUGUCUUCCAGCGGGGACGCAUUCCUGCUGGAGGCGCCGCGCCUGUACCAGCGUGCAGACUUUUUAAAGUGUGACAGCUCGCCGUGGGACCACUUUGUCAAAGUCCAGGAGCCCAGUUUGUCCGCAUCAGAGAGUCUGGAUCAAGCUGGCACAGGUUCGAGCCUCGCACCCCCCGCCGCGGCGUGCAAGUUCAUCAAGGACGAACAAGAAGCUUCUGUCAUCAUGGACGCUGCCUGUCCCACCUUCGACCAACCGCCGGACGCCCUCGUUACCUGCUGUCAAGGCGACCGGAAGCAGACACAGUUCGGGUUCGGUGAUUUGGAGUACGCACGCUUCGCUCCGGUUGGUCCCAGACCCACUCAAGAAUCUUCCCCGAACUUUCUGAGCCAACUGAACCAAGCGGAACAACAGAGGGGAGCUUUACCUGGGAAGGGAACCUUCCACCUGGACCCGACCACCCCCGCACACCCGGCCGUGUACAAGAGCGAGGUUCCCCGCUGGCAGGUGCCCCUGGUUCCCGCCGAGCCGCAGUUCUGGUGUCAGCCUACGGAGGACCAGUUUACACAGGCGUACAAUGGAGUCCACGCCCCUGCCAUGGUCCACAGGAACCAGACACCUUUCAGCGCUUUUCAUGGAAUGUCCCCCCAGAGGUCGUGUGUGAUCUGCGGGGACGAGGCGUCGGGCUGCCACUAUGGGGUUCUGACCUGCGGGAGUUGCAAAGUGUUUUUUAAAAGAGCGGUGGAAGGACAUCACAGCUACCUCUGCGCCGGGCGCAAUGACUGCAUCGUGGACAAAAUACGCAGGAAAAAUUGUCCCGCGUGUCGCCUUCGAAAGUGCUACCAGGCGGGGAUGAUGCUGGGAGGUAGGAAGUUGAAGCGCUUCGGGGCCUUCAAAGCUUUGGGCUUGGCCCCGCCCAUGAUGUUCCAGUCCCACGUGGCCAUGUCGGGAGACAACCAGGCCCUGACCUCCGCGGCGUGCAUCUCGGGCAUCCACGAGGUGCCGUUCUCGCAGCAGAUCAUGGGGAUUCUAGAAAACAUUGAGCCGGAGAUGGUGUACUCGGGUUACGACACCUCCCAGGCCGACAUUCCUCACCUCCUCCUCAACAGACUCAACGAGCUGUGUGAGAAGCAGCUGCUGUGGAUCGUAAAGUGGUCCAAGUCUUUGCCAGGUUUCCGCAAUCUUCACAUCAAUGACCAGAUGACGCUGAUCCAGUACUCGUGGAUGAACCUGAUGGUUUUCUCUCUGGGUUGGCGUUCCUUCCAGAACGUCACCAGAGAGUUUUUGUACUUUGCUCCAGACCUGGUCCUCAGCCAGGAGCAGAUGAGAAGGUCGCCCAUCUACGAUCUGUGCUUGGCCAUCCAGUUCAUUCCUCAGGAGUUCGCCAACCUCCAGGUGACCCGCGAGGAGUUCCUCUGCAUGAAAGCCAUCAUCUUACUCAACACAGUGCCGCUGGAGGGUCUGAAGAGCCAGUCGGCGUUUGAGGAGAUGCGUCAGAAUUACAUCCGCGAACUGAGCAAAGCCAUGCACGUCAAGGAGAAGAGCGUGAUGGCCAGCUCGCAGCGCUUCUACCACCUCACCAAGCUGAUGGACGCCAUGCACGAGAUCGUGAAAAAGGUCAACCUUUUCUGCCUGAGCACGUUCAUCCAGGCCGAUGCCAUGAACGUGGAGUUUCCUGAGAUGAUGUCGGAGGUCAUCGCCUCCCAGCUUCCCAAGGUGCUGGCGGGCAUGGUGAGACCACUCCUCUUCCACCCAAAGUGACGACGCCCCUUCCUGGAUGCCCUCUCUUCACAUUUACGUCUCCAUGGAGUCCAACUGCAAACCUUCUUGAAUAAGCAUUCAACUUCUUUCAUUGUCUACUUCUAACCACAAACUGUACAAAAAAAAAUACUUCCUACAAAAAGCAACACAAUAAAGCAGAACAAUUACAAUCAAUCUGUUCCAAGGUCAAACUGCCACCAUCAUAACAUUUGCAACUGUGCAGGCAAUGUUUGAAGUUACAUUUGACAGAAAUCCAUAUCACAAUGAAACUGAAUAAAAGUUCAUAUGAAAGUGGCCUUCUGCUUUCUGAAGUCUCAUACAAGUGUAAAAAGAAGCUAACCACUGAACAAAAAACAUCCUUAAUGAUGUGAAAAUGAUUGGCCUCAUCGAAUACUGUAAACAUUAACUACUAAAUGUAAAAAGAAGCACUGUAGAAACAAGUAGAAACAUUUCCAUGGGAAUUUGAAAUUCACCUGUUACUACUCUCGGUCUUAUUUUAACCUGUGUAGUAUGCUAACAAUGCUAACAUUUCGCAUGCUAACAGCCACACGGGCACCUGUGCUGAAGUGCUAAAUGGCAAUGUGAUGUACAAAAUGCAAAAAAUGCUAAAGCUAGCACUUAGCAAGAUAGGUACUAUCUAGACCGACUGUCCUGUUUUCCUAGGACAUGUCCUGGUUUUCAUUCAUUUGAGUGACAUUAGGACACUCACUUUAGAUUAGUGUUAAGCCAAGGAAAAAGCUACACAUACGCAGGGAGUUAAUUUUAGAGAACAUUUUUCCUGAAACUAUUGCUUACAGUCCAAAACGUAACAAGCAUGCGACCUAAAGGAGAUGUCUUUGGUUCUAGAUAGUAUUUUAUAAUAUAGCAAUAGCAUACUUGAAAUGUAAUCAACGUCUUUGAGGAAACUUGGGAGUAUCAAUUGACGAGUGUGCUGGUUUUCACUCAUCAAAAUAUGGUCACCCCCACUGCCAUCAACAGAAAUUGUGUUUUUUUUUUUUGCUUCUGGGAGAAUCCUAAUGAAAUGUACUUUGUAACAAUGCCAAAAAGGUUAAAGAAAUAAAACAUCCACUGUGAGUAAUGUCAUAAAAAGAGUGGGGGAUUUGAAAAGACGCACACACAAAAAUAACGACUUGAUUGUUUUUAUUCAUAAAGGUGGAAAUGGCCAGCACACACACGGGAGGCAUUUACGGGACAUGCCUGUUGAUUAUGAUUAUUAUUUGGCCGCCACGCUCUGUCAAGGUCACCUGACAAUGUCAUGCUGGCAAAGCAGGAACAAGUUAUCUUGGCACGGGCGGCUCGUACUUCCCCAACUACUGUACACCUUCACCCCCCCCCCACGCAGUACAGUAACCUUUCACUUGCUGAUAACUCGGGUGUUUUGUUGUACAUAACACCAUAACAUCAUCAUCAUCAAAUACGCUGGUACACCAGAGUACCACAAGACAAGGACAUAUUAUAUUAUUAUUAUUACACAUACAGCAGAUUUCAUAUCUCGUUGACAGCAGUGUGAUGAUGGCAGUUACAGUAAGGUGCUUCCUUUUUAUGCUUUUCUAUCACAGCUUGUUCAGUCUGAUUCCAUCUAUGAGGGAUAAUACCAUAGAAUGUAUACAUGGACUUACUGUACCAACACAAGUGAUUGUGUCUUUCCCACGCGGCGCACGAGUGCUGCCAGUCUGGAGGAGUGCGGUUCAAUGAGGGGAAAGAUGAAUUCGGACAUUUCUUGUGACACUGUGAAGUCGAGCAUCGUCCCCUCCCUUGUCAUUCAUGUCAGCAUACAGCAUAUCAUGCACUGUCACCCCUCAGCAAGCACACGUUUGUUGCUGGAUGUUGGUGACUUUAGUUGUCAAUGGCGACUAAACCAGCACGUUUUCUGGUCUUUUGGGUGAGACAUUUGUUUGUGGUAGCGUCAUGAUCCGGGGCCGCACGAAUGGUGCUGGCACUGGGGAACUGCGGUUCAUUUUUGAGAAAGAUGAAUUCCAACAUUGUUCCUGAGUUGAAUGAGGCAUAACAGCAUGCAGCAUAUCAUGCACUGUCUUCCCGUUUGGGACAUCAAAGUAUCCACUCAGCAUAAACACUUUUUGAUAGAAAAUAAUAAAACUAGAAACUUUUUGAUUGUGGCUUUUGGUGGCACUUUAUCAACUGAA